CACACUUUGUAAAGGGCGGUGUGGUAAGCUGGUCCUAGUCUAAAUAUAAUAUAAAAACAGACAAAGUGCGAUUCGGGCUCCUGCACGAAGGGUACCGUACCAUUAUCUUUACGUUCAAGGUCACUUAUACGAUCAAGCAUUAAAAGUGCGAAAUGUGGACACUUUGUACGGUCUGGUAAAAAGGGUUUUCGUUCAUCAAGUGUUAUUGUGGUGGCAAGUACCUACUCAAACAACUUCAAGACCUGGAAGAUUUACAGAAUCUCUAAUAGGAUUUCCCAUAGACCCUGCAGCAAGAUUUCCUACAGAAUCUCCAAUGGAUUCAGCAUCAUCUUCAAAAACAUCUACAAGAUCUACAGCGAAACGUACAUUAGAAGACAAAUCAGAUGAAGCAUCUUCUUGUGCAAUAUGUUUAGAUAAGUUGACUAGUGCUGGUUUACAUAAACCAGUAUGUUUGAAAUGUGGUCAUAUUUUCGGAGAGCAUUGUUUAAAAAGAUGGAUUUUAACUGAAAAUGAAAAUGGUACAAGUAGUUGUCCAUUAUGUAACACAAAAGCGAUUUUAAAAGAUCUUAGAGUUUUAUAUGCUGAAAACGUCGUAACUGUUGAUCAUACAGCAGAGAUAACUGCUGUUGAACGUAAAUUGAAAGAGGCAACUCAUGCAAAACACUUAAUGGAAAUGGAAGUAGAACGGUGGAGAUCGAAUGCUGAAACAUUGGAUACCGAAGCUAAAAGAUUAAAAAGGCUACUUUAUGAUGGUCACACUGAACCUGCAGCAUGUCAACGAACAUUUACUGUAUGUAAAAACCAGAGCUGUGGAGUUAUGGCAUAUAAUAAAAAUAAUAGGAUGUUGGUGAUGUCACAGCAAUCUGAUACUACAACAUUGGAUUCGUACGUGAUCAGAAAAAUGGAUGUGCAAUUAAUGAGACUUUCUAAUGAAUACAUUUGUGCGCAUAAAAAAGAAAUCCGUGACAUGGUGUUCCACCCUCUUCAUGAUCAUCUUUUGGCAUCUGUUGGUUUGGAUAGUCAGAUCAAUCUAACAGAUUUAAAUAUUGACACAGUGGUUUCUUCUAUGAGUGUUCCUGAACCUUUGUGGUCAUGUUGUUGGGCUGGUGACAACACUCACGUGUUGGUUGUCGGUAGUCAAACGGGGUCCGUGUAUUAUGUAGACCGGAGGUGUAUGAAAAUUUUUAAUUGUGAAAAAACCCAAAAUCUUGGUUGCGUUUCACUUAAUAUACUCCCACCAUCAUCAUCUCGAUCAUUCAAAAAUGGUGGAUUUUUAAAGGCGAGAAUGGACCAUUUGUCCGUACUGGAAGAAACAGUGGACAACGACUAUUAUACGUACAGAGAAACAGAAUUACCGUUGACAGGACUCUGGAGUAGUACUUCAUAUGACUGUCAAUCUAAUCUAGUGCUAACAUCUGCUAGACCUUCUGGUCCCUUCCACACAGAUAGACAUAUUGUGUCUAAAUUUGCUAAUUUUAAUGAAGAAGGACCUGUAUUAAGUCAAGUGGUCACAUUUUAUGGUAGAGCAAAGUCAACACAAAUAUAUCGGUCGUGCUUGGUUCCAUCAAGCGGUGGAUACAACGCUGACCCACUAGUGUGUUGUUAUGAUGAAGAAUCCGGUACCAUCGAUGUAUUCAAUAUUAAUAAGAAGAAACAUGUUCAUGAUUUUAAGGUUAAUGACUGUAUUUUGGACCUGUGUCCCUUACCCGACAUAACCAUUCAAGGAAGACGUACAAUAGCUGGAUUGUCAAAAAAUACUCUUAGUAUUUUCUCUGUUUAA
This is a messenger RNA of Aphis gossypii (cotton aphid), 1780 nucleotides long. Its product is annotated as E3 ubiquitin-protein ligase RFWD3-like. Gene Ontology annotation, cellular component: nucleus. Gene Ontology annotation, biological process: protein ubiquitination; interstrand cross-link repair. NCBI's taxonomy places the organism in Eukaryota, Metazoa, Arthropoda, Insecta, Hemiptera, Aphididae. The transcript is spliced from 8 exons. The record is from RefSeq and is a predicted model, not a curated record. Bases 314 to 1780 code for a protein of 488 amino acids. Gene Ontology annotation, molecular function: ubiquitin protein ligase activity; protein binding.